Talaromyces marneffei is the source of this 1872-nucleotide messenger RNA. RefSeq lists its product as uncharacterized. The record is from RefSeq and is a predicted model, not a curated record. NCBI's taxonomy places the organism in Eukaryota, Fungi, Ascomycota, Eurotiomycetes, Eurotiales, Trichocomaceae. The transcript is spliced from 3 exons. Bases 1 to 1872 code for a protein of 623 amino acids.
AUGGAGGGUGUGAAAAUGACGGGCAUGGCACAUACAGUUGUUCCGACUGCGCAAACAGUGUUGCCAAAAUUAUUUAUACAAAUAACAAACCAAAUCGACUUCGCGCCGACCGCGCCUGGCAAAAAAUCAACUCUACGAUCUUGGGAACGUCAACCCUCCACUCCAUUCCUGGCACGACACAAAUCGCGCAAAAUCUGGAAACGCUUCAGAAAGAGCAUGGAAGCGAUUCGCUCGCGGACGGUGCCAUCAGCUGCACCGAGUCGGAUUGAGGAAAGUGAAUAUGUGAACGAAAUCAGUCAGUCGGCCAAUGCAGCAUACCUGCGUGCAGUGAAACGACAGCGAGUACUACAUGCGCAUACGGAGCGGGGUGGUUCGUUCUUGGAGACCAAGUGGGAGCUGGAAAUUGGAAGAAGAAAACGCAAAUUGGUUGGCCACACAGGAGAUGAGCAAUUUGUCGCAAAUGGCCAGGAAGACGAAAAUGAGGCGGAUGGUAAUAUUACCGAUCAGUUAUUGGAGGAAAUCCCGCAAUCCGUUGGCAUGAGUGCGGCGGCCGAUUCUGGUGAUGAUGAGGACACCGACCAGAGUGCUGUUAUUUCUGAGAUUGUUGAUUUUGCGGUAGAUGCGCAAGGUGGCCGGGUAGCAGCAGAAGUGCGAGAACUUAUUGCAAAGAAGGAACCAAAUCUGGUCCGCUCGGCUCUUCGUAUGAAUUCUUUGGACGGCGAGGACGCAGCAUUGUUGAGUGAAUUUUUGUCUCGUGCUCAAGCGAAACGGGCAGCGAACGCGGCGAUGGCAGGUGAUAAUAAAAGUCACGCUCGUCAGAAGAAGGAAGAACGGCAGGCAUUGAGCUCACCGGCGGUACAGUCGCGACGGGCACUUGAAGAGCUGGAUGUCAACUCGCCGUCUAUCAAACCGUCAACAUCGACUCCAGUCAAAGCUGAGAAAGUACCAGAGUCACCUGAGUCACCUGAUGCAGAGGGACCAACCGAUAUUGAUCAAUUGACGUCUUCGCCCACAGUUGCACGUCGUCGCCGUAGCAGUCGCACGAAGCCCACGGAACAAACACGCAGUCUACGACCAGUGGUGCCAAACAAUAUUCCAGUGCGACGAGCGAAUGGGACGGAAUUCGUGUUUUUGCAACGAACAGAGGCUCAAGAACUGGCACUUACCACCCGGAAAAAUACGCGCCGUAACAAGGGUAACGCUCUGCUUCCGAGGUAUCUGCUGCAAGCUAUCGUCAAGCAAGAGCGAAACGAUGAAACAACACAGCCGUUUGCGCAGAUGGAAGGAAAAUCCGAACCUCGUCAAUCUCGAAAGCAUGCGACUGGACGCAAACAAGUGUGCUGGAACGAAGAUAAACUGGUUGAAUAUGCGCCGGAAACGGGAUCAUCGCCAGCAACUGAAUCUCCUUCACCCGACAAGAAGAAAAGCAGUUCGUCUCGACGUGAAGAGCACAAGUCAACAUCAGUAACAACACACGCUCUGCCAGCAACACCAAGCAAGAAAGUGCGCAGGAUCAACAUGGCAACAUCUAGUACUAGCAUGGAUGACACCGCACGAGCUAUCAGCAAGCCAAUGCCGGUUGGCACUCCGAUCCCAAAGCGCAAAAAGCUGACUCCAAGGCCAAAGAGCACUACUACCGCUGCCAAAACAGUUGAGUUCAGGUCCGGUCAUUCCUCUAGAGACACUCUCCCUUCUGCCGCUGCAAAAACAGCCACCAAGCAGAUGGCGCCACCCGCCCAACAUACAGCAUCAAAAAUGAGCGGCAUCCCAAGAAGCAAAGCCCUCAGCAAACCUUCUGCACCAUCGACAUCGACAUCAACAUCUUCAUCGGGGCCUAUUGUGAAACGGGUGCGAGCACGGAGGGCUGUGUGA